Molecule: messenger RNA, 1293 nt
Organism: Naegleria lovaniensis
Lineage: Eukaryota; Heterolobosea; Eutetramitea; Acrasida; Naegleriidae
Exons: 1
Coding region: 1-1293 (430 amino acids)
Cellular component (GO): membrane
Molecular function (GO): lipase activity
Source: RefSeq, a predicted model, not a curated record
AUGCACGAAGCAUCUGUUUACAACUCUCAUGCUGAAUUUAAGACUUCGGAUUAUUUGGACGUUACGAAUAAUUCUUCCUCCACUCGUUCAACCGUUGAAGGAGCUUCUUCAUUUUCCUCUUGGUUCGGAACAUCAAGAACUGAUCAACAGCAUCAACAACGAAUUUAUACUCGGCAUCAAUAUUACGCGAAUGGGAUUGAAAAAUUGGAGGAAAUUACAGCAGUGAUGAUUGUUCUACAUGGAUAUGGUGAACAUUGUACUUGUAAAACGAUACAGAAAAUUGCUGGAAUUAUGAAUCAGGAAAAUAUUGUCGUCUAUUCGUUCGAUAUUAGGCUUUUCAAUAAGUGUACUCGAGUAGUAACUGUUUCCUCAACCACGUGUAGUCAUGAAAAAGAUAUAAAUGAAGCAAAUAAUCAAGAAAGCAUUCAAAAUAUAGAGGAAAUUAGAAUGAAUAUUGAUUUUGAACAAGCUCUCGAGGAUAUUGCAUCAGCUAUUGAGGAUGUUUCUGUCUGUUUUCCUGCUUUUCAAUUUCCAAAUUUGAAAAUUCUUCUCUUUGGUUACAGUUUUGGAGCAACUUUGGGAAUGCAAUUUCUGACGAGUUCAAAAUUUGAGAAAAUUCCUGACAAGAGAUUGAAUGGCUUGAUUUUAGUGUCACCUUUUAUUUACAAUUGUAAUGGCUUGGAAGAGAAUGAUUCUCAACAUCACUCGAAAACACCCGAAGUACCUUCAGAAUCAUCUUCAUGGUCCUUAUAUUUCUUGAAAAAAGCAAGUUAUUGGCUUCCAAAUUAUCAAGUUCUGCAUUUCGAUAAGGAUACUAUUAAGAAGAAAUUUUCAGAAGAUUUGGAAUUAUUGGAAAUGCUCGAGAAUGAUCCAGUCAUUAGAGAGAACUCUUCCAUGUCAACAACAUCACACACUACGUAUUUACUUCCGCCAUUUACUGCCAAUUUCGCUCAACGAACUUUGGAAGCUUUAAAGGAAAUUGAGAACGCAUUUUCAGAAAAAGGUCCAAUUCAUACUGAGCAAAGCGUGUCAGCUGUUCGAAGGAGUCACAACUUGCGAGUUCUGUUCAUGCAUGGACGUAACGAUACAUUAUCUCCUGCAGCGAAUAGUAGCGUCAAGUGGAAUCAAGAGUUGAAUCGACACCACGAGUUUUCUACCAUCUCUCAAUUGAUCCUGUAUGAAAAUCGAAAGCAUUACUUUUUGCUCGAUCGAGACAGUGAGAAUGUAUUUGGAGACAUUUUACAAUUUAUCAAACAACAGUGUUUGCAUGAUAGGUCAUCGACGUCCAAUUAG